This is a messenger RNA of Candida tropicalis MYA-3404, 978 nucleotides long. It is a transcript of the gene DES1, whose product is annotated as Des1p. Bases 1 to 978 code for a protein of 325 amino acids. Gene Ontology annotation, molecular function: sphingolipid delta-4 desaturase activity. Gene Ontology annotation, biological process: ceramide biosynthetic process. Gene Ontology annotation, cellular component: membrane. The record is from RefSeq and is a predicted model, not a curated record. NCBI's taxonomy places the organism in Eukaryota, Fungi, Ascomycota, Pichiomycetes, Serinales, Debaryomycetaceae. The transcript has a single exon.
AUGAUUAUGCAGAAAUACCCUGAGGUGAGAAAACUCACAGGGUAUGAACCAAAGACCAAGUGGUAUGUGAUUGGUAUUGUUUUGUUACAAAUAUCAAUUGCCUUCUACCUUAGAAAGACUCCUGUUUUGUCCUGGAAGUUUUUCAUUUUGGCGUAUGUUAUUGGAGCCACCGCCAACCAGGCUAUUUUCCUUGCGAUCCAUGAAUUGUCUCAUAAUUUAUUGUUCAAGAAACCAAUCCAUAAUAAAUUGUUUGCCAUUUUUACCAAUAUCCCUAUAGGUGUUCCAUAUUCUGCAUCUUUCCAACCAUACCAUCAAUUGCAUCAUAAAUUUUUGGGUGAUAAAUACUUGGAUACAGAUUUGCCAACCAGAAUUGAAGCUAUUAUAUUAUCAAACCCAUUGGGAAAGACGUUCUUUGCAACAUGUCAGAUUUUCUUUUAUGCGUUGAGACCAAUGUUUAUUACCCAGAUUAAGUUUACAUAUAUUCAUUUGUUGAAUGUGAUGUUCCAGUUGAUUUUUGAUCAUUUUAUGGUGAAAUAUUUGGGGUGGAAAGCUUUGGGGUAUUUUAUUAUGAGUACAUUUUUGGCUGGUUCAUUGCACCCAUGUGCUGGACAUUUUAUUGCUGAACAUUAUGUGUUGAAUGAGAAUAAUGUGCCAAGAGGAGAGAUGAUUAAAGGUACCAACAUUUCCAAGGAGUUGUUACCAGCAGAGACAUAUUCCUACUAUGGAUCUUUGAAUCUUCUUACCUGGAACGUUGGAUACCACAAUGAACAUCAUGAUUUCCCAUACAUUGCUUGGACCAAGUUGCCAGAAUUGAGAAAAAUUGCCCCUGAGUUUUAUGAUCCAUUGCCACAAGUGACCUCAUGGUGUGGAGUUAUUUGGUGGUUUAUCACACAUGAUGUAAACAGAGUGUGGAAUAGAGUCAAACGUGAUGGUAAAGAGAAGCACGGAUACAAGAUAGAAAAAUUAGACGAAAAUUAG